This is a messenger RNA of Bactrocera tryoni, 1831 nucleotides long. Its product is annotated as protein ORD. The record is from RefSeq and is a predicted model, not a curated record. Lineage: Eukaryota; Metazoa; Arthropoda; Insecta; Diptera; Tephritidae. The transcript has 7 exons. The coding region runs from base 163 to 1554 and encodes 463 amino acids.
AUCUAAGCGCAAAAACAACAAAAUGCUUCAAAGUUCACGUCAUAUGGUAAGAAUUUCUGUACGCACUGUUUUCUUACCAAUUUUUUGUAUAGUACUGUACAUAUUCUUUUUCGGAAGUUGGAUUUGCAAUUCAGUUAAAACGGUUUGACAGAUGUAGCGGAAAUGUUUUUCGAAGAGAUAGAGAUUAGUAAUAUACUCAACUGUGCGCAUGUGAAAUUACAUUUCAAACAAACGCAAAGUACCGUUUACGUUGUAAAAGGCAGUAACGACUGCCCACUCCGCCUUACAGUGAGUACUGGUAUUAAAUUAAUUUGUAGUGGUCAAUAUGCAAGUAUUGAAUCGUUAACUCAAUUCAAAAAUCUGCAUGAGGGCUAUGUUCGUAUAGUGUUGCUCAUUUCAAAAGAAGCUUGUGAAACAACAACUCCAUUGGAGAACGACAACACUAAUUUUGAAAGUGAUAGUGACAGCGAUGCGCCAUGUACAUCUCAAUGGGCACUAAAUCGCGAACAGCGACGUAAACAACGUCAGCUACGUAACUCGCAUUUAUUGCAAAGGCAGCAGCAACUAUUCCAUAGGGUGGAGGCAAUCCGUGAUUUCCGGUAUAGUCCUGAAUCGAUCGAAUACACUAUUGAUGCAGGUGCAAAGAAAAAAAGUAGUGUUUACGAAUUCCAGGUGAAAUUUCAAACGAACAUCGAUUACAUCUUGCGUCAGCCCGAAAUAUCCCGUGGCGGAUUUACCGGAAAUUGGAUGGAGUUUAUAGCAACAAAAUUGAAUGGUGCUAUGAAUCGAGAGGAAGAAAUUUCAAAGUUAUUUGGUUAUUUUGUGCAACUAUUUUUAAAAAAUCGUUACAAUGAGUGCGAUUUAUUGCCCAAAUUAACUACCUGCUGCAUUAUUGGACACACCGCCUUAGAUGUUAUGAUUGCGGACGACGCCCUAAGGAUUUUCAAUGAUGUACGCAUUACUUUUGAGUUUAUUACAUGUAUGGAAUAUACAGUAUGGUUUCUAAUCCCAUACAAAGGGCGUUAUGUAUCAGUGCAAGAAGUGAGUGUUGAAAACUUUCAAUUUAAAAACGUAUAUACAUGCAUAAAACUAAAAACAAUGAAUCAAAAUCUGUGCAGAGAAUAUAUAUGGUCAGACGCAGAUCACGCAAUCCAAGAUCUCUUAUUUAUCGCAUUCCAGUUGGUCAUGUGUUUUCACCUCAAGCGGGGUGUUGUCUACUUACAAGAAGAAUUGAAGAAUGUUAAAGAUUAUCAGACAAUGCAAUUCGUAGUAACGGCUUAUUUACAGGAAAUUGAAAAUGAUCAAAAGGUUUGGCCACAAAAAUAUUAUUUACAACAAAUUUUAAAAGCUUGUAAUAAAAUGCGCAUAACUGCUAUUAUUGACUAUCCUGGCGGCUUGCCAGUUACGCCCGUAUCUGGAAAUUUAAUCAAAUGCUACAAAGAUGAAUGUAGCGAUAGAUGGAAAUUAAAAGUGGAGGAACGCGAGAGUUCCUGUAGCAGUGAGCAAUUCAUAAGAGAAUUGCAAGCAGGCUUACAAAGUUACUCAUUUUCAUAAGUUGUGAAUCAAAAUAUUUAUAAAAAAUUGCGAACAAUUGCAGAAACUUACUGAUCAUCGAGUGUCCUUUGCGGUGCACAAACUGCAGAAUAUGUACAUUAAUAGCUAGACCUAGAGCCAAAUGACGUACAACGCAAAAACGAAAAUUUUUGGGAGGAUAAAUGUUCACCUUAUCCUAAAAUUACUAAAAUACUGCACUUCACAAUAUAAUUUUCAUCAUCAGAAAGCUACUAAUAUAUGCAAAUAAAUUGUAUAUUUUGUAAAUAUAGUUAUUAUU